Molecule: messenger RNA, 1633 nt
Organism: Spirodela intermedia
Lineage: Eukaryota; Viridiplantae; Streptophyta; Magnoliopsida; Alismatales; Araceae
Source: the annotation of a GenBank genome assembly
AUGGUGACCGCGGAGACUGCUCGGAGUAUCGUGGGGAUUACAGGUGCUUGAGGAGUACCUAUGCUUCGAUGGAUUUGCUAGGGUUUUUUGUCCCUUCGAUCUCUCUAUUGUUCUGAUGCUUAACCGAUAAAACGCCUGACCACUGGACGGGUGAUGAAGCACUGAGUUAGAUAAAUUUGCGUGCAUGAAAUGCUUCGUGAGUUGAUCUCGGACAUGAAAAUAGUAUCGACACCAGAAGGACGUACUACUUUGGCGCUUCUUUUGGUGUUCUGCUGUUCUGCUCCUAUUAAACCGACAGUGACACUGGAAUUUUCCUUCAGUGUGCUCCUGCAUUGAUCACAGGCGUUCUCGUGAUUCUAACUACUUUCACUUCUUUCUCUCUCUCUAGGGAAUGUGAUCUCGUUCGGGCUCUUCCUCUCUCCUCUGUAAGCCCCUUCGUCUACUCUUAGGCAGGAUCCCAGCGGUUCCUCUCAAGCGUCUGCCAUCGAUCUUGGAUCUGACGAUGGAUGCACGUUGGGUUAAUCGUUUGAUGGAGAUUCCAGCAGAGGCCGUGGAUCGUUUAUCGGCAUCUCCAUGUCCUGUGUCGUUAAUUAACGAAAACCCACGUUAUCUUUGUGUCUCAGGCCAACCGUCUACAAGAUAUGUGAGAAGAAGGCAGUGGAGGGCUUCUCACCGAUCCCCUACCUAGCCACCCUUCUCAACUGCAUGAUGUGGGUCCUCUACGGCAUCCCCCUCGUCCACCCCCACAGCCUUCUCGUCGUCACCAUCAACGGCACCGGCCUCCUCCUCCAGACCAUCUACCUCACCAUUUUCAUUCUCUACUCCACUCCCCCUCUCAGGGUAACGUACUCAUCGGGCUACUCCUUUUCCGGUCUCCUCUUUUUUUAUUUUUUGCUUCAUCGAUGCCGUUCCGUUCCUGAAUUUCCUCUUCCCAUCCACGAUGGUGCGAUCGACAGCGCAAGGUUCUAAAGUUCGUCUCGGCUGAGAUUCUGUUCAUGAUGGCCGUGGUGAUUGGAGUUCUCAUGGGAGCUAAAACCCAUGAGAAGAGGUCGCUCAUCGUCGGGGUGAUGUCCGUCGUCUUCGGCACCUGCAUGUAUGCCUCGCCGCUGGCUGCCAUGGUUAGAUUCUCCGCACUCGCUCGUCUCGCUUCCCACCUACCUGCAUGCCUUCACUGACCGAUCGCUCAUUCCAAAAACCUCGGCCCCCGCCUUGAGAUCCUAUUCUUCGAUUGCAGAGGCUUGUAAUCAGGACAAGAAGUGUCGAGUACAUGCCCUUCUCUAUCUCCAUGGCAUCGUUCCUGAACAGCAUCUGCUGGACGCUCUAUGCCGUCAUCCGCUUCGACAUCUUCAUCACCGUGAGCCGACGCCAUCCUAUUUCUCCUGGACUCUCUAUACCCGUUCAGUGCAGCCUUUGACGGCCCUCCUACUGGGCCAUUCUCCUUCUGGACUUUUCCUCCUCGCAGAUCCCCAACGGGCUUGGGACCCUGCUCAGCUUGGCGCAGCUCGUGUUGUACGCCACCUACUACUAUUCGUCGACGCCGCCCAAGGACGAGCCCAAGCUGGACCUCCAGCUGCCGACUGCGACGGUCGCCCCUCGCAACGACAACGCGAUCCCCUUCAUCUCCACACGAUGA